AUGUUUAGAUUUCUCGGUUCACAGUUAAAAGCAUACAAGAAUGCAAGCACAUCAAAGUUGAGCUACUCAACAGUUGUUAACAAGACCCCUAAAAUAAAUGUAAUGGAACAUGUGUCAAAACAACAGGUCGAAAAAGCAAAUACUGACGGUCGUCGUGAGCUUUUUUCACGUAACAACCCAAAUGGAAUCAAACCAGGAUCUAUUGUUAUGGUUGAGACAUUAAACGGACCCAAUGAAACAACAACAUCUACAUUUAUGGGUGUCUGUAUUGCCAUUCGUAGAAAGGGCAUAGAUACCAACUUCACCCUUCGUAACAUUGUCAUGCGUAUUGGUGUCGAGCAGAGAUACAACCUUUACUCACCUUUAUUGAAGAGCAUCAAAGUGAUGCAAAAGCCAAACGAAGUCAAAUUCAGAAGAGCUAAACUGUACUAUUUAAGAGACCAACCUGGUAAGGCAUUCCAGUCACUUCAGGGAUUGUGGAAGCAGGAACAAUUAGACAAGGCAAAAAAAUAG
This is a messenger RNA of Rhizopus microsporus ATCC 52813, 513 nucleotides long. RefSeq lists its product as uncharacterized. Gene Ontology annotation, cellular component: ribosome; mitochondrial large ribosomal subunit. Bases 1 to 513 code for a protein of 170 amino acids. Gene Ontology annotation, molecular function: structural constituent of ribosome. Gene Ontology annotation, biological process: translation. The record is from RefSeq and is a predicted model, not a curated record. NCBI's taxonomy places the organism in Eukaryota, Fungi, Mucoromycota, Mucoromycetes, Mucorales, Rhizopodaceae. The transcript is spliced from 2 exons.